CUGCUCGCCGAAGCGCUUUCGGCCGGGAGCGGCGGCCGCCGCCAGCAGUUUUCAUGUUUGGGAUUCAGGAGAAUAUUCCGCGCGGGGGGACGACCAUGAAGGAGGAGCCGCUGGGCAGCGGCAUGAACCCGGUGCGCUCCUGGAUGCAUACGGCGGGGGUGGUGGACGCCAACACGGCCGCCCAGAGCGGCGUGGGGCUGGCGCGGGCGCACUUCGAGAAGCAGCCUCCUUCCAACCUCCGGAAGUCCAAUUUCUUCCACUUCGUGCUGGCGCUCUACGACAGGCAGGGGCAGCCGGUGGAGAUUGAAAGGACCGCUUUUGUGGACUUUGUGGAGAAAGAGAAAGAGCCCAACAACGAGAAAACCAACAACGGCAUCCACUAUAAACUCCAGUUACUCUACAGCAACGGAGUCAGAACGGAGCAGGAUCUGUAUGUUCGCCUCAUAGACUCAAUGACCAAACAGGCCAUCGUCUACGAGGGCCAGGACAAGAACCCGGAGAUGUGCCGCGUGCUGCUGACCCACGAGAUCAUGUGCAGCCGGUGCUGCGACAAGAAGAGUUGUGGCAAUAGAAAUGAGACACCCUCAGACCCUGUGAUCAUUGACAGAUUCUUUCUAAAGUUUUUCCUCAAGUGCAAUCAGAACUGUUUGAAGAAUGCAGGCAACCCCCGGGACAUGCGAAGAUUCCAGGUUGUCGUGUCCACCACGGUCAACGUGGACGGCCACGUGCUGGCCGUGUCCGACAACAUGUUUGUGCACAACAACUCCAAGCACGGGCGCCGGGCCCGCCGCCUGGACCCGUCAGAAGCUGUGUCCAGACUGCGUCAGCUGGGAGACCCGGCAGAUCCUAGGGGCCACAUGGCCACCCAUCACACAGGCCUCUUCUCCUUUGUACCAAAGAUACAGACAGAGAGGCCCAGCAUCCCGACCACGGUGCCCAGCCUGGCAGAGAAGGCCUGCUGGUCAGGGGGCCGUACCCCGCGUCUCCCCAGCAAUCAGCUUCCUCCGCGUGGGGUCUCUGCCCAUGACAGGCCCUCUCAGGUGGAGGAGAUGGCCCCCAGCCCUGUGCAGAAGAGCCGAUUGGAGGCCGGAACAAAGCUGCCUCCUCGAGGCUGUGGCCUUCAGCCUGGCCUCCGCAGGCUCGAGCUGAUCACGCCCCACGCCAUCCGCGUCCAGACCCCACCGAGGCACAUUCCUGGAGUUGUCGAAGUCACCUUGUCCUACAAGUCCAAGCAGUUCUGUAAAGGUGCUCCGGGGCGGUUUGUCUACACCGCCCUUAAUGAACCAACCAUAGAUUACGGCUUUCAGAGGUUGCAGAAAGUGAUCCCAAGACAUCCGGGUGAUCCCGAAAGGUUACCCAAGGAAGUGUUGCUCAAGAGGGCGGCCGACCUCGUGGAAGCCUUAUACGGGAUGCCCCACAACAACCAGGAGAUCAUCCUGAAGCGGGCGGCUGACAUCGCCGAGGCGUUGUACAGUGUCCCUCGCAACCACAACCAGAUCCCUACCCUGGGCAAUACCCCCGCACACACGGGCAUGAUGGGCGUGAACUCGUUCAGCAGCCAGCUAGCGGUCAACGUCGCAGAGACGUCACAAGCCAACGACCAAGUCGGCUACAGUCGCAACACGAGCAGCGUGUCCCCGCGAGGAUACGCGCCGAGCAGUACUCCCCAGCAGUCCAAUUACAGCACAGUCAGCACUAGCAUGAAUGGAUACGGAACUGGCGCCAUGGCCAAUCUAGGGGUCCCGGGCUCGCCUGGAUUUCUUAAUGGCUCCUCCGCUAACUCGCCCUACGGCAUGAAACAAAAGAGCGCCUUCGCGCCCGUGGUCCGGCCCCAAGCCUCCCCUCCUCCUUCCUGCACCAGCGCCAACGGGAACGGACUGCAAGCUAUGUCUGGGCUGGUAGUCCCGCCCAUGUGAGGGGCGCUGUGACCUGCCGCCACGCAGCAUCCAAGGACGGACUUCAGGGGACACGUCAGGACACGCAAGGCGCUGGCGGGACGGGGUCUUCAGUACGUCAGCAGCGGCCGCGAUGCUCCGAGAGACUUUGUUUAAAGAUUUUAUUUAAACUAUUAAGAAUCAACAUGCAAACAACCUACUCCUUCAUGAACAAUUCCAUUUUAUUGACUGAACUUUUCUCAUAUUUUCACAUUUCUCAGUCCUGAAGAAUAAGGAAAACAAAGCGACGCCUAUUUUGUAUAAAGUUUCUGACUCCGUCUUGGCUAUGUCUAGUACUUGCUAUGUGUUGGGAGAAACUUUGUGAAUGCACCAUUUUGAUGAUCAUAAAACACUGAUGAAAAACGCCUCCAGACAUUUUUCUGUACUCAUCCUUAGAUUCACAAUGGUUGUGUAUCUCUAUAAUGUGAAAUAUUUUUUUGUGGUGACAAAAGGGGGCCAAGGAGGUCUGAGCCAUCAAACUGGAAGAAAGGAAGACUAUAUGGUUAGGAGAACUGGGGUGGCAGGGGUGGGGGGGAGGGCGGGUUUAUCAUUGCUUAACUUCAUCUUAAUGAAAUGAAACUUUGUAACUUAUUGUAGUUAGAAAUUGUAACUUUGAUAUUGAAUUCUCUUGCCUUCAACAAGCACACUGACAGAGAAAAAAGAAAUGCUACUGUCUGUUGGUUAAAAUAUUCCCCACUGCUAGAGCUUCCUGUUACCAAGUGUGAUCUGCGGCUUUUUUUCAACUUUUGCUAGCACUGUAUACUAUUGCAUUCUUAGGCUACUGUGACGUCCAUGUUUCUUGUACCAGAAGUUGUCCUUUUGACUUCUAGAUCCUUCUUCCCUGAUGUGUUUUGUAUGUGGUUAUAAAAUUGUAGACUUUUGUGAUUUUGCCAAAGUUGUAGCUAAAUAUUUAUACACUUGUCUUGAAUUUUUUUCAGAUCCACUUAAAUAUUUAGAAGAAAAAAACAAACCAAGUUUUAUUCCUUAUGCAUCUUAUAAGGAAUAAAAUGGUCUCCAUUCAACACUUACUUUUCCAUGAACACUUGCUGUUGCUAAGGGACUUUAUUUUGUAACAUAUCAACUAUAAAUAUUGUAUUUAUCUUCGAGAUUUUGUACAUUGCUUUUCCUGCCGUUUUCGGUUUCCGUUUCUUUGUCUGUGUUGGUUUUCGAUCAUGGCCUGGUGUGAGAUGCUGGAAGAGCAUUCAGCCAAGAACUGUCUGUCUGAUCCGUUCUGUUCAGUGAACCAGCGUCCUUGCAUUUCAUUUGUACUUCCAGAAUUUGCUAUUGUUUAGACUUUCUGUCCUUUUUUUUUUUUUUUAAUUUUGAGGAAAAGUCAAAUUCAUUGUUUAUUUUUAUAUUAUUUUUAAGUUAUCUGAACAAAUACUUUUGAAGAAAAAAAAAAAGUUCGUUGUAUAGUCAAAACAAAAACGGUGCCACCCGGCUGUGACAAGUCCUAGUAGAUUCCGUGCAUGUGGAACGGCCACAAAGAGGCGACACCAUUUGGGGCGGCGUCCUUUCAUUAUUAUUUUUCUUUUUGUAGAAUGUAAAAAGUCAUUUUAGCUGCCACCCAUGACUUUGCCACAUAGCUGAACCGUGUUUACUGGAAAAAUUCAGAGGCCUAAAGUUUAAAAUAAAAUUUACUUCUGAUGUUUUAAUUAAAAUGUUUGCCACAUUAACUUCUCCGAUGCCUUAAAAGUGGACUUCUUUAAAGAACCUUUGUGCUAUCUUAUCACAGGCUUACACCACAAUUGUUAAUCGAGAUUUCAUUUGGAGAUUUAUGGUGACACAUGCACACACACACGCGUGCACACACGCGCGUGCACACACACACAAGCACAAGCCCCACGGGCCCGUGUCACUGCUCUCUGCAUCCGGGUCUGCUGUGUCCUGCGUCCUCCCGAGCCCAGCCCAGACUCGGAGGCCCCAGGGGACCCACAGCCACCCCUUGUCCGGAACCCCCUUUUAACAACACCUUUCCUGUGGUCAGACCCCAACGGCGCUGUCUACUUUCUGAACUGGAAGGACCUCCUUGCGACACUGUACCUGUUAGUGCCAAACCCGCGGUGAGACCAGGAGGGCCGUGUUCUUUUCCCUCUGCGGACACACAGCACAGCCAACACUUUGCAGCAGAAAUCAAAUCUAAAACAAAAAGGAGGGACUUCUUAAAAUUCUCUUGAGAAAGACCAAAACAAAACCAUGCCAGACUUAAAGGUGUUCAUUUGAGGGACUAAAUGGAAGAAUCGGAACAUCCCGGAGGCCAUCGGUCACACUCUGGCCCUGUGACCGGCCUGAGGAGUCGCUUUGGAACUCACUUGCCUCCGUUUUAUUUUGUAUACGUAAGGGUUUGACCUAAAAAUGAGCUCAUGUGUACACAUUAGGGACAUUUGUGAGUCUGCUCACCCCACACUUGGUUUGGGUCUAGUUGCCCUCACAGCGUCAUCGUCUCAAAACCGAGCGUGCCACUAAAUGGUAGAUUUUACUGUUGAAGACCCUACAAUAAGAUUGUUUUAUCUGUACAUUUUUUUUCAGAUAUUUAACUGUAUAAAAAUGUUCAUUUUACACGAUAUUUAAUUAAAGUAUUUCUUGUCUGUGAAUUUCA
Messenger RNA from Odocoileus virginianus texanus, 4533 nucleotides. The record is from RefSeq and is a predicted model, not a curated record. NCBI's taxonomy places the organism in Eukaryota, Metazoa, Chordata, Mammalia, Artiodactyla, Cervidae.